AUGGCCAUGGAAGCAAGCCUGCAGACUGCAAAUGUCUUGAUAGAAGACGCAGAGCAAGACAAGAACAUCUUGCUGUGGGCCAGGGAGGAACCUAGUGAGGCUUUCGGCGGCGAAGCACUUGAUGACGGCAAGGCCCUGGUGGGUCUGCGUGCCGACCCAGCCUCCGAGAACUGGGAGGACGACUUCGACUUUGACUCACCUUCCUGCGAUGCGUUUCCUGCUCCUCCUCAGGCUGACAGGUUGAAGAGCAAGAGCAAGCUCAAGGCCCACAACCAGAGCAGCCUUGGAGCACCGGAGCGCAACAACUUGGAGGAGCUGCUCAAAGUCUUGCCGGACCUGUCGAUCGAUGCUAACUGUCUUGAUGACUUGUGCCGUCUGUUCUCCAGCUCAAACUCAGGUCUCUUCACCGUCAAAACUCUUUUGAAGGACGUCCAAUCCAUGUACAACUCAUUCCAUGAUAAAUAUGUGGUCGAGAAAUUCAACGGCAAAUCGAGAACGAGGAUCGAGGACCUCGAACAGAAUCUUACAGACGCCAUGGAAAGUAAGUGUUUACAAGCAGAGCUCUCGGCCUGUCUUGAGCUUGCCCGGACAUAUCGUGCCAAGUCCCAACAGGGGGCAGCGAUGUUGAAGUUGCAACGUGCGCAGACGGCAUUGCAGACCGCCGAGCAGAACUUGACGGGCGAAGAGGGCAGCGAAGCUUCCGGAGAGCUGAUCACGGAGGCUCACAUCCUUCAUGAGAUGGCCAUCACGGCCAGGAAGAUACAGGAUCUGAACGCGGCGAAAGCUUACCUGGAACGUGCCUUCUUCUCGAUCUCGUCCUCCAAGAGCCUGUCUCCGCUGUGGUCACCGUUGUGGCUGCGGCUGCAUGUUGACUCUGGCAUCUUGGCUCUCUCUCUCGGCUCGACCAAGACUGCGUUAUGGCACUUCUCUCAGUACCUUGCGGGCCUCGUUGCAAGGCAGCCUUCGCUGUCUGUAGAUACGCUCGUCAAGUAUGACUCAAACGACCAAACUGUGAAAUAUUAUGAGGAGCUGUUCAUGGGAUGUUUCUUUGUCGGAGCCACGUUGCAAUGCUCGAUGGCGCCUGACUUGGCCUUGACCUUCAUCAAGUACUCGAUUGCCACCUAUAAAUUCAUGGAGAUGCAGAAGAUUGAAAACGCCCCAAGAAAGCUGAAGGUUGUUAUUUGCUGGUACAAGGAAGCAAUGUACACGUCUCAGGCUACGCACGAUUGCCCGUCAGUGAAUGAGGAUGACAGCCUGUACUUGUCUGAAGACGAGGAGAACGCUGAUGUGGAUUUUGACGAGCAGAUGGACGAUUUCGGGUCCAACGAGGGGAAGCAGAACGAGGAUCAGGCGGAGAAGUCGGUGGAGGAGGAUGAUGAGUUCGAUGAGGAGGACGAGGAUUGGGACAGAGAGCUUGAGAUUGAGGCCAUGCUGAGGGGAGAAACCUCUGAGAGCAUCUCAAGGGAGUCUUCGCGCUCGAGCCUGUUCACGGGCAGCAGGGCGUCGGAGAACAUUGAGAUGGGACUAGGUCAGUCAGGCGACUCCCUCCCUGAGAGGUGGGUGUUCUCAAAGACUCUGUCCGGCAAGUCUGUGAAGCCAGUCAUCAUCAUGUACCCCAAGGUCAGCCCGCUGUACUCGAUCAGAUCCAAGAGGAUCAUGAGUGAGGCCGCUACCCAACAAUGGCUCGAGGGACUGAUCAAGAGCCAGAGGCAAAGUUACUUGCUCCACAGCCAGGCUGCUAACUACGAAGGGAUCGACGAGAGGCUGAAGAACGCUGAGCGGUCCCUUCGGGAUUGGACGAUUCUGUGCGUUCAGUAUUGCCACGUCCUGUUUCGAUUGCCGGAUGCCAGCCAACAUUUCUGGAAGUAUGCGGACAUCUUCUUCAGAGGCGUCGCAGAGAGCAAGUUGAUGCAGAGGGAGAGGGAUUGGAAGACGACGGAGGCAGAGGACAAGCUCGUGUGGUUGGCUGUGAUGCGAGCUUGCGAGUCAGUGACGUUGAUGGCGUCCCAGCUGUGGACCAGCUCGUCCAAAAACGAUUUCUUGCGCUUCCUUAAGAUCUCUCGAGAGGUUUCGAGGAGGAAGAAUGACUACUUCUACGACGUGAUGGAGCUUGAGACGUUUGCGCACCAUCGCUCCUCCGAGAUGUUCUCCUCUGUCAUCCCUGGUUUUUGCAGGAUCUUCUUGAGCGCGAUCAGGAGGGAGCGAGACGAGCCUCCCUCCAACGCAGAUGCAGACACCACCGUCAUCGAGUGGGGAGGAGAAGCCAGGCAGCUGGAGGACUGGGGGCGCCUGGAGAAGGGGAACCUGUCAUCCGGCGAGAUGGGUUGGACCAGCUUCGAGGCUCAGGCGGCGGCUCUGGCGGACAUCCAACUGUGUCUCAAGGGCCGGUCGCCGAUCACCGCAAGGGAGGUAGUGCACGACAUGAAGGGGCACAAGCAGGAGAACCCUGUGGAGUGGCAGGAUGGUGACGUGGACAUGCCUGACAUGGUCAGCCUCGACCGCCUCCUCCUCGACGAGGAGUACAGGAUCAGCCUGCUAGCGGACAUCUACCCCAAGACUCGACCCGACCUCUUCCUGCGUGCCAAGUGCGCCUUCGUCCUCGGCAACUUCUACCUUCAGCAGAAGGAAGGGGCAGGCAGGGUCAAGGCGGAGCAGCUCUUGCUGGAGAGCCUGUACAUCCUUGACAACUGCGCUCAGCCCGUCCCAGGGAUCAAGUUUCUUGUGUCGAGCUUGGGAGAGGUCGUGCUGCAGGCGUACGCUGCAGUCCUCCUCGAGAACAACAAGUACAAGUACGGAGUGCUGGCGCUGGAGGCAGCGGCGGAGUGUCAGAAGCUGAGGACGGGGGUAGAGCCCCAGCAGCUCUACCGGCAGCUGGCUAUGGUCUGCACUGAGCAUGGGGACUACGAGAGGAGCUUGAGGUACUACUCGAUCGUGCUGGGGAAGGCGAGGCAAGACGGCAAGUCCAACGAGUUCAUCUUUGUGAGCGAGAGGGUCUCGGACAUCCUGGUAGAGCACGGGGACUUCGCGCAGGCUGAGCAGAUCCUCCUUGCUGCGAUCGCGUUCCUGCAGGAGGAGAGGAAGGACAAGAAGGACAGCAGCUCCCUCGAGGGCCUCCUCAACGCUGCCAACGACAUGGAGCUGGAGUACCUGGCCAGCUACAAGAACCUUGACACCAGAUUCCUCCGCAUCCUGAUGAAGCUGUCAAAGAUCCACCUCGAUGGGUACGAGACGGUCAAGGGGGUCCGCAUCCUCAAGAAGCUCCUCUCCCGCUCCCUCCCCGCCAGCAAGAAGGCAAGCAUCCAGGCCCUCCUCGCCACCGGGCACUACGAGCUCUGGCAGACAGCUGAGUGCGACGCCUGCCUGGCCUCUGCUGCCGCUGCGACGUCCUCGGGCUUUGCUGAGGUGCUGUCCGGGCCCGAGCUGUUCGCCAUUACCCUCCUGGGGUGUAAAAAUCUCCUCAGGUCAGGACGAGCCGUGGAGGCGCUCAAGAAGAUAGACGAGGCGAUAGCAGGGGAGACCCGCCUCAGCGGCAUCGGCCAGCUCUUCCUCCUCCGUGGCAAGGUGCUGCAGACGCUGGCGUGCCGGUCGGAGGGGGACGCUAGUGUCCUGCCCUCCUUCUCUUCCACGCUGGAUCUGUGGAGGGGGGCGGCUGAAUCAAUGCACAUGGCCAUGGACGCGUUCUCUCGCGUCGGGGAUCGAAGCAUGGAGUCUAAGGCCGCGUGCUGCUAUGCUCAGGUGCGGCUGGACGCCAUAUGGUGCCCCUGCGUCCUGCUGAAGAAGCAGUGGGAGACGACGCUGUUCAAGACGGCACCGAAGGACUUCGUGUCGAGGAGCGCUCUCCACUCGCCCAUGCUCGGGCCAGGGAUGAGGAGGAGGGAGACAAAGUCUUCCAUGGGGAGCAGCGGGAACAUGAACACUCGGAUGUCGGCAGCAUCGAGGGCAAGCAGCAUGGGCAGCAGCACCUCCCCGCACCUCAACGCCAUCGACUCGGACCCCCUGUGCUCCAUCGAGCGAGCUUCCAUCUUCGGGCUCGAGGAGAACGCGGCGACGCUAUCGGACAUCAUGACCCUCCUCCGGUCGCACCUCAACAUGGCGGAGAUCCGCUGGCUGCAGGGCAGGAGGAGCGCGGCCAUGGCACACUUCCUCGAGUGCCGCGACCUCUUCUUCGGCCUCUUCGUCUCUCCAGCUGGGAACGUGCUGGUGUCGGACGGCCCCCUGGCGUUCACCAGGGCGAUCCUGGGGAUCCUGAACAGGAUGGCGAGGUUUGUGCUUGUGUGGGAUAAGGUGACCAUCAACCACCACAUCGCCAUCUUCGACACGAUCCUGAACCUCGAGGUCGACCUCGGGUUCUCGUCGUCGCACGGCAUGGAGGAGGGCAGGGCGUCGGAGAACGGCAGGAGGGUGUGGUCGCUGCUGCAUUCCAUGCGCUGCAUCGGAAGGUUGGGCAACAACAGGAGGCUAAGCAAGGAGGACGUACAGAGGAGAAACCUGAACACCCUCAGGAAGAUCUGGAGGGUUUGUACGAGCUCGGCCACAGUAAUCACUGCAAGCAUGCGAGCCGACGCAGGGCAGCUGGAGCAGGCGGGCAGAUCGCCAUCGAUGAAGCCCCUCCCUCUCCGACCUCCGCCUCCUCCAUGCAACGUGCUGAACCUGUGCCUGGACUCUGACCUUGUGUCCCGUCACAUCUACAUCUUGUGCCUGAUGGAACAGUUCUUGGCGAUCUACAGCCCAUACGCCGGCCUGCUAGAGGCACGGAUCUUGGGGACGGGAGACAGCGGAGGAAUGUUUGACCAGACGUCCCUUGCGGUGAUAGGAGACUUUGUGCAAGGGCUGUCUUCCAGGAGGGAACUAGGUGGGCAGGCGAUGGGUGGGAGCGAAGAUCCAGCCAAGAAGGACGCGGCGAAUCAGUUGCAGAGAUCGGAACCUCUCAAAUCUUGCGAGCUCGGAAAGAUCCUUCUCAACUCCUUCAACCAGUUUCCCGCAGACUGGAAGUACGGAUCGCAAGCAGCCAAGCUGAAGCAGGGGCAGCCUGGCGAGGCAACGCAGGGCUGCAGCAGGACGGCAAAGAGGAAGAGGAGCUGGCUGAAGAGAGGAUGUUUCAUGAUGUUCAAGUCGCUCCAGACGGCGACGAAGCACAAGGAGGAGGAAGCGAUCGUUCUCCCUCCUCCCCUCUUCAUAGCCUGCAGCGCGCUCCUCCGCGCUAUCCCGUGGGAGAUAGUCUGCCAAGGGUUCACCGUCAUGCGCUCCUUGGGCCUGCACCCGUUCCUGAGGUGCGACGUGGCGAAGGAGGAGAAGAGAGAGGAGGAGAAGGUGGGGCGGCAGGGCAGCACGCAGGCGGAGGAGAGGAGUCAAGGAAUGUGCCUGGUCAUCCCGCACAAGUCGAACUGGAGGAAGCAAGACUCGAAUUUCUUCGAGAGGAAGAAGGGAGCACUAGGGAGAAAUUGGCUAACAGCGAUGCAGCAAAGACAGUGGGCGCCACCAUGGGACGGAGGAGCAGGAGGAGGAGCAGGGGGAGCAGGGGGAGCAGGAGACGGACCUGACCGCCACAACGCCUUCGGCUCUCUGUUCAUGCACGCUCCCAUCGCGCAGCCCAGCAGGAAAAUUUCCCAGCUGAGGAGGAAGUACCGGCUUCCUCCGAGCUUGCAGGCGCACGUUGUGUUUGUUGAGUCAGAGAAGAUCGCGGCGUCCCCUCAGGAAUUUGCGGUGAGUGUAGACAAGGAGGCAAGAGGACGGGAAGUAUUCUUCCUCCUCCCCUACUUCGAGCUGCUCCGCUUCGCAAGUGUCUUGAGCGACGCCCUGGCUAUGAAAGGAGGAUGUACCCUUAUCUUCUGCCCUGACUACGCGAUCAAACAGUUUGUAACUACGUUGCAGAAGAAUUUACAAGAGAGGAAGGACGGCAAGCUCUGUGUCAGCAAGAAGAACGAACAGCAGCAGGAGCUUGUCACAGAAUACCAGAAGAUAGUCCAGAUCACAGCACAGGACAUCAUGAAAAGGCUCGACCUUCCCGUCGCUCUACUCUCCACUAGCAUGCUGGCUCCGAUCGUCUCUGCCAGGAAGGAUGUGGGAAAUCCUGUCGUUCACUCUUCUCCUACGCUCCCUGCUCCUCCCUCCACCUCUCCUCCUGCUGCUCCGAAGGUGAAGGCGGGCGGUGAAGAGGAGGGAGGGAGGAGGGAGGAGCAGCGGGAGGCCGCUGCCGUCGCCCAGGCUGCUCCGGAGGGGAGGAAGUGGGCGGAGGGAGAGGACGAGAGGAUGGGGAACGCGGAGAAGGAGGUGGAGAAUCGCAGGCUAGACCAUACCAAAGUUGCUGACGUCAUCGCCAAGUUCCGAGAGUCUUCGGAGACGCUGGAGGAAACUGACGAAGAGACGGAGAGGCCGCUGGGGGAAGACGCUGUCAGCGAGCUCCUGGUGCAGGACAGGAACUUCGAUGCUGCUUCCAACAAUGAGAUGGAGGAGUCGGACGACGACACUAGGAGGUCGUCCAUGCUGGAGGAGCAGGGGGAGGCCGGGAGGAUAGACAACGUAGAGUCUCCAGCGUUGAACAGCAUGACGGACUUCGAUGGCAUGCAGGACACGCAGGAUGGGUCGGACAAGCGGGAUGAUGGGUCGAGCAAGACGAUGGUGGUGGAGGAUGCGGACGAGGUGGUGGAGGAGAAGGAGGAGGAGGAGGAGGGAGGAGAGGAUGGAGAGGGAACAGAAAAAGACGGUCAGAUCGAGCUGUUUGGACCCGACGAGAACCCGAACAGUCCGGUGCAAACCAACUUAUCAAAGUCGGAGUUGCACACCAGCGAUGAUGGCUUCGUUCACUCGCCAAUCGAGGUUGUGAAGUGA
This is a messenger RNA of Guillardia theta CCMP2712, 6828 nucleotides long. RefSeq lists its product as hypothetical. Gene Ontology annotation, molecular function: protein binding. The transcript has 8 exons. The record is from RefSeq and is a predicted model, not a curated record. NCBI's taxonomy places the organism in Eukaryota, Cryptophyceae, Pyrenomonadales, Geminigeraceae. The coding region runs from base 1 to 6828 and encodes 2275 amino acids.